Molecule: messenger RNA, 1326 nt
Organism: Caenorhabditis remanei
Lineage: Eukaryota; Metazoa; Nematoda; Chromadorea; Rhabditida; Rhabditidae
Exons: 7
Coding region: 1-1326 (441 amino acids)
Biological process (GO): regulation of transcription by RNA polymerase II
Cellular component (GO): nucleus
Molecular function (GO): sequence-specific DNA binding; DNA-binding transcription factor activity, RNA polymerase II-specific
Source: RefSeq, a predicted model, not a curated record
AUGAUAACAUUAAUAUCACACGAAACACCUUCUUCUUCGUCGUCGUCAUCUGAUGAGGAUUCAGAUGAUGAAUCUUGUGAAACGGACAAAGAAGUCAAGUGCAAACAAAACGCGGCAGAAAAAGAAAUGAACAGAAAAGAAAAAACCUCAUCAAAUAAUAACAAACGGAACAGAAAGAAAUCGAAAAGAAAACAGCAUCCGUGUCCUUAUUGCGAAAAAACGUUUCCAUUUCCCAAUAAACUUAGAGAGCAUAUCGAAGUUCAUAAAACUGAUCGAUAUGAAUGUAUGGAAUGCCCUUCUCCGAGGAAGUUUGAUAAAUUCAACGAUUUGAAAGCGCAUUGUAAACAAUAUCAUAGUCGAGCUUCUCAUAAAUGCUCGGUUUGUUCCUAUACUAAUUCGAGGCCGGCGGACGUCAAGCGUCACUUCCAACAGAAUCACAUUGACGGCGUCCCGUGCACUAUCAUUGGAUGUUCCAUGAAAGUUGCAAAAAACAGACUGAAAACCCAUAUCAAAGAAAUGCAUUCAAUUCCACUAGAAAUUUCGUCAGUCCCUAUUCGUGCAAAGUUAUCUUUUCACAAAUGCCCGAAUUGUGGAUAUGAACCAGAUCAAUCGAUCGUUGAGGCAGAAGAUCAAUAUAAAGAUCUUAUGUCACAUAUGGAAACAAUGCACGAGAAGAAAAAGACGAAGAAAGAAUGCAAAUUCGGUUGUGGUAUAUCACUUCUGCCCGAAGAAGAAACGAAUCAUCAGGAUAAAUGCCCGAAACUCAUUCCAGAUGAAUCAUGCUCAUCUACUCCAAUGCUAAAUAAUGAUAGUUGCUGCUACACAAAUACUGUAACAUCCCAAUCAAUGUUAUCUGAAACUUCCGAAGAAGACCAAGAGUCAGUGGAAAGUUCAUCGAAUACUUUGAAUGAAGAGCUUGAAGAAGAACACGAAGGUACGGGAAGGAGUAGCAAAGACCCACCUCGAAAGAAAAUGAAGAAAAACGAGAAUCAGUUUAAAACAGAGUUCGCUUGUGAAAUAUGUGGCAAAGAGAGCUUGAGUAGAGAUAGUUUACGAAAGCACGUCUGGUCGUGUCAUUCUGGGUCAAAUAGAGAAGGGAAGACCUCCAGAAAACAGUUCAAAUGUGAUCGAAAGUCGAUGAUCGAAGGAGAAGACUAUUGCGAGAAAACGUUUAGAACCGAGCAAAGUCUUCGUGAUCAUUACAAUGUUCAUGAUAAUAUCAAACCUUACGUUUGCAAGUCUUGCGAUCAAAGUUUCUACAGCCGUGAUAGAUUUGCAGUGCAUUUGUCCAAGUACCACCAGACGAGCAUCAAAAAUUACAAUUAG